Messenger RNA from Chara braunii, 3689 nucleotides. Lineage: Eukaryota; Viridiplantae; Streptophyta; Charophyceae; Charales; Characeae. The record is from the annotation of a GenBank genome assembly.
CGUAGUACUUAGCAGUUCUUCUCUCUCUCUCUUUCUCUCUCUCUCUCUCUCUCUCUCUCUCUCUCUGUGUCUCCAAAUCAGUUGAUUACGUGCCCUUACUUUCUGUGUGAGAGACAGUUCUUGACUGCUCUCUCGUUGAUCACUCCCCUUCUCUCUUACACACACACACACACACACACAGAGGCUAGCACACAUACAUACGCAAAUACAUACACACAUACAUACAUACACAUACACUCACACUCGAUUGAUUAGUCCUUCUCUUUCCACCAUCGGCACUUCUUCUUGGUUGCUAUUCCCCCUUGUAAUUACGCGCGCGCUGAUCUUUCCCCUUCUCCUUACCAGUUUUCCGCGCGCUUUCUCUCCCGUCCCCCCCUCUCCCUCUCCCUCUCCCCCCCCCCUUCUCUCUCUCCUUUUCUCUUGAUCGCCUGAUUUUUAAGCCACUCUCCCCUUGUCGUCGUCAAUACAUCGUCUUGACUACUCGCAUGCUGACGUGGCAAUCAUUCAAUCAAACCUUCAUAACGGAUUUCCGGGCUCGCCGGUAUCUUCGUCCCCGGCGGCUGAUCGCGUAGCUGCCGGUCGUUGAUCGAAGCCACGUUUCCUUCGUUGAUUGAUUGAUUGAUUGAUUGAUUACCCCGUUGAUUGAUCGGUUCAUCAUUUAAAUAAGAAAGAUCGGUACUGUUUUCUUUUUCUUUUAGCUGAGGAGGAAGAAAAAAAGCCUCCUGGGCAGCCGCGUGGACUGGUGAUCCUCUCGCCAUGGGUAAGAAGAAGAAGAAGGCAUUCAAGCCAUGGUGUUAUUACUGCGAAAGGGAGUUUGAUGACGAGAAAAUUCUCAUCCAGCAUCAAAAGGCCAAGCAUUUCAAGUGCCACGUGUGCCACAAAAAGCUCAGCACAGCUGGCGGCAUGGUCGUCCACGUGUUGCAAGUGCACAAAGAGAACGUUGUCAAGGUCCCGAACUCCAAGCCUGGCCGUGAAUCAACGGAGAUCGAGAUCUUUGGAAUGGAGGGGAUUCCACCCGAUGUGAUGGAGAAGCACACUGGUGAAGUUGCCGAAGACGAUAAGCAACCGCCGGCGAAGACUGCAAAGAUCGAGAUACCGAUGUCAGCCUCAACCCUGAGUGCAGCGCUUCCAGCCGCACCUGGUAUGACCUCGCAAUCAAUGUUUGCUGCAGUGCCUCCAGUAUUGAUGGCACCUCAGCCGCCGACUUUGCAGCCACCUACUCUCCCAAUUCCUGUUCGUCCCGGAUGGCCGUCGACCACCUCUGCGGGAUGGUCAACUACGACCAACUCUGGUCAGGGGUGGCCAAGCUUGAGACCAACCCCAGGGCAACCUCCCAUCCUAGCCCCGCCUCCCCAGCCAUUGCGUUUACCUCCUCCUCAACCUCUGUUUCCCAUCCAAGGUGUCCGCCAACCUGGAUCUAGUCCUCAGCAGCCACUUUUCCCUAUUAAUGGUCCAUCAAGCGCAGGGACUCAGUCUGCACACUCCUCAAUCCGGCCUGUCAAUCCUAUACACCCGCCUAUUGCCCCGAUUCCCCGGCCUCCAUCAACGGAUUCAUCCACAUCUUCAGCGUCACUUCUGACAUCUUCAUCUGGAGGGAUGUCUAUGGGGCAAGUAAGGUUAUCGGGUCCACCGCCGGUAGUACUUCCUCCACCAAACAUGCAGCCAAGGCUAUACUCUUUUCCCCCACCAGGUAUCAGCAUAACACCGCCGUCCACAGAUGCCAUGUCUGAUGCAGCUGCUCUUGGAUCAACAAUGGCGCCUCCUCCUCCGCCUCCUGGUGUAGGUCCGUCACUGUCGUCUGGAAUGGCUGGCCCAUUUCCACCGGGGGUUAAUCCCUUGGCGCCUCCUGGAGGGCUUAAUCAGGUAGUUCCCUCAGCAUGUGGUCCGAUGAUGCAGAGAGGAGUAUCUGUUGGGCCAAGGUCAAUGAUGCCACCUAUGGUGCCUCCCCCUUCGGUACCACCUCCCUCAUUGCUGUCCGCUUCUAUGCUACCCCCGUCUGUUCCCCCUCCUACCAUUCCCCCACUGUCCAUGAACCCCCCUUCCAUUCCUCCUCCCUCAGCAGCCCCUUCCCAACUGUCCCUUGCAUCGUUGCCCCCACGUGCAAUGCCCCCUGUGGCUCCUCCUCUUGGACCGCCCCCUCUUGGUCUGCCAGUUGUGCCUCCGUCGGGUCCUCUCCCGCCACCAUCCUCUCCUUCACAGUCACAUCAUCAGCUCCAAGCUCAGCCCCCUGUGCCACCGCCACCGCCAUAUCAGGCAGCAUCAAGACCUCAACCGUAUGAAUUGCCAUCUACAGCGAGCAGCGUGUAUGCGGCAGGGCCCACGACAAGUGGAGGUGCAUCUAUUGGUCCUCCUGUGUCGAUACCAAGGCCUCCACUUCCUCCGCCUACCUGUAGUGAAGUCUACCUGGUGUGGGAUGAUGAGCAGAUGUCCAUGGAGGAGCGACGGGCACUUCUCCCGAGGUACAUGGUGGAUGACAUGCUCCAGGUACAUACCUCCAAGGUUCCCAUUUCUCUUGCAAGCAGAGGUAUGGCAGACAGCUAUCUGACCAGAUAGUCUCCUUUCGUCGAGGGUUUUGGAAAACAUCUGGUGGAUGAUAUGUGUAACCUCGCACGAGAUCGGCGGUCUACUUCGUUGUGGCCUCUGUCCGGGAGCUAUUAGUACGUGACGAGUUUGAUCGCGGAGCAAUGCACGGAUCCCUUGUCUCGGUUGCGUAAGUUUGAGGCAGAGAACGGUCGAUGGCAGUUGCUUUUCGGUAGAGCCUCGUGUUUGGAGGUAAGGCAGAGGAGUCGUUCGUGCGCGUUGUUGUGGUCUCUGUCGGGGAGCUGGUAGCGCGAGACGAGAUUUUGAUCUCUGAGCACUGCACUAUGCCUCGUCUCCAUGCAGUGUUUUUGAAGCAGACCACGGUGAAGGACAGACAGGUGCGUUUCGACAGUGUCUUGCAUUUGGAGGUCAGUCAGAGGAUGAAAUGUAGCGAGGAGAAGAGUAAUAACCGAGAGGCCGUAGAGUGAAGAGUGUAAUCUGUUAACAGUUUCCCCUAGUCAUAACACUUAGGUCUUAGACUUAUAAUCUUUCACCCGUGAGGAGCUGUAAGUGUUGCAAUGCUAGGAGUCUCCACUGGCUGCCCGUUGUAGUCUGUGUACAAUUUGUGGAUUCAUCUGUUUGCUUGGAGGACAAAAUUUGUGUAUGCCAAGUCCUAAGAAUUGGUGAAUUGGUCUGCACUGACUCUGCGGUUCUGUGGUAGGUCUGAUGCCUGAGAUGGGGUAAGAGAAAGUUUUGUUCCUUGGUUUUGCCGCAUUUAUCAGCUCAACGCGUCACGUUACGUUGCUGGAAAGGCGAGGACGACUUACGCUCGAUGCCGAAGUUCUCUGUCACUGUGAAAUCUUAAGCUGUUCCCGAGAAGAACUGUCUGUGCUGGUGAGUACCUCCCGGUGGAGGGUUACAAAGCAUUCAUUUUUAUUGUUUAUGUCAACGUGAAGCCAGGAGUUUUCAACCAAGUUCGAACUUGAGGUGAUAUUUGUAUUCUCUUUGGUGUCAGAGGUGAUAUUUGUAUUCUCUUUGGUGUCAGAAAAUUGUUGUCGUCCAGUCACAGACGAAAUGGGGUUACCGGAGUUCUGACUGUUAUGGAGUCGAUGCAAAGAUGCAUGUGCAUGUCAGGUCUGAAAUGCUUUGGCUGUUAGGCUGCCCAAUGU